UAGAGCGGAAGAAGAAGAUGCGGGACCGAUCGGCCGCGGCGGAGCAGGACUUGGGCCGCGAAGACUCCAUCAUGGCCGCGCCGUGGCAGGAAGCCGCCGCCGCCGCCUGGCAGCACCAGCCACAGCAGCCUUCCGCCGUCGUGUCGUCCACGCUGCAGAACGGCGACGACCGCGACGGCGUCAACGCCGCCGACAACGACCGAGUCAGCAGGGUGUCCACGGUGGCGCAGGCCGGCAGCGAGUACCGCGUGCUGCCUUCCACCACCGAGAGCGCGCAGGGGAUGACGCUGCGUUCGGAAUCGAGCGCGACGCAAAAUGCGAGAAGCGGUCAAGGUCACAAAGGCGGCCACCACAAACGACGCCGGAACGUGGACAAGGGCGUCGAAGCAGCCAUAGUCACGCCGGCCACGAACAAGCUUAACCUGCACAACCCCUGCUCCACGACCGUGUUCUGCGCCGUCCUGCUCCUGCCGCUGGUGCUGCUCGGCGUGUCGCUGACCUUGCUCGCAGUGCGAGGAGGCGGGGCCCGGCGCGCGGCCCAGGCGUUCGCCGGCAUCUCGAACACGCUGCACGGUCUCUGCGUAGACGGCGCCGAGGACGACAGAAAUCGCAGCGCCCUCUGUCGCGAGACCCUGAAACGACUGUCGCACUCCAUGAAGGCGGACGCCGACCCCUGCGACGACUUCUACGAGCACGUCUGCGGCAACUGGAAGCCCCGGUACCCCAACCGGCCGUCAUACCUGAAGGAGCACCUGGAGUCCUUCAACAUCCUCGUCCACGAGACACUGCUCAGCCUGGCUACCAGCGCUCCUCCGCACUGGGUUGUGCGACUAGCAGCAGCCGUCCACCAGAUGGCGGUCUUCCACAACAGCUGCUACGCGAUGGCCACGGGGCAUGAUCGGGGCGGCGACCCGGCCGACGUGGCCACGGCGCUCGGCGAGGACGUCAGCUCGUGGGUCCACGUGGUCUCGCACGAAGCGCUCCUCCACCUCGCAGUGAGAACAGCCCAGGACACUGGUCUGCCCUCGUUUAUCAGCGUCACCACGGAAGGAGGUACGAAGUACAUAGACGUAGGGGAGACCCUGCAGUCCACCCUGCGUUUCCCACACAAGGUCAGCGAGUUCCUGGUGCAAACACUGGAAGCGUUCAAAGUGAAUUUCAAAUUCCACUUCUACCGGCUCUUCGAGCUGGACAGAGACAUGACCAGGAUAUUGGAGUCGUCAGCUAAGAAAGUGCGAAUGACGACGCGACGGGAGUCCACCCGUUCGUCAAGCCGCAUCCCUCCGACGACGGAUGCUCUUCGUUCACUUGGCAAUUCGACCAGCCAGAUCCUGGUCAACUUCCGGGGCGACCCCGCAGCACUCGCCGCCAUUGGCAGGCUGCGGUCAGAACCUCUGUCCACUGCGGGUCUUUACGCUCUCGGCGUGCUGCUGGCGCAGGUGAUUAAGUACCGCCUGCUGCUCCGAGAGCUGUACGUUCCGAACCGGGCCGACAACGUUCGCUGGUGCCUGCAGCUGACGGCCGAGCACUUCGGGCCGGUCUACGCCGACUGGGUGGCGCGCAAGUUCCAGAAGCACGAAGCCGUGGCCACGGUCCGGGGCCUGUUCGCCGACAUCCGGGUGCUGCUGAUGCGAGACAACCGCGUCAACCGGGGCGUGCUCGUCGAUGUGGGUCACCUGAAGAGGACGGAGUUGUUGCUUUAUGGGCAAGACAAUACGAAGGCAAUCGUCCCGCCAGCGCCGCAGUUUCACGCCCGGCUGGGCGACGCCUUCCUCCCCAACCUGGCCGUCGCGCUCCGCAGUCGCGCGGGCCGACGUCCCAGCGGCGAUCGUUCGGCCGACUACGUCCUCUCCGGCUACCUGGGCUACGACGGCGACUCGUUCGUCGUGACGCCCGCCUACCUGUCGGGACACGGGGUGCUGGCGCUGCGCGUGGACGAGGUGGACGUGUUCUACCCGACGGUGGCGGCGCUGAUGCUGCGAGCCAUCUACGAGGACGCCGCCUUCUACUCGCCCUCCUCGCUGACCAACUACACGGAGGAGUGCUUCAGCGAGUCCGUGUCCUUCGCGCUGGGAAGAUUCGUGGCGCCUCACGCGGUCCUGCCGUUCAUGGGAAGUCGCUGGGCGACGUUCUUCGCGUCGUUCCUGGCCCGACGCCGGGCGGCCGACGUCCAACGCCGAUUGGGAGAACGCGGCCGCGCGCACCUCUACUUCCGGCUCGCCUGCUUCCUCGGAUGCGGAGACGCCGCGUUGCGGGACACCUGCAACGACGUCGCCUACGCCAGCGACGACCUGGCGCUCUCGCUGGGCUGCCGCCGGGAGCGGAGCGUCAAGUGCGACUGCGGCCGCCUGGACAACUGCGAGACUCACGUGCCGCGACCGUAAAGAGGGAGAGGGAAAGAGAGAGAGAAUUCUGAGCACAAACUUACAGCGCAAGCACCUAAGACGAACCACAGAAGGAAGAUACGACAAACCUUUUGUGGUUCGUCUUAGGUGUUCGCGCUGUAAGUUUAAGUUCAGAAUUACGUAACAACUAAGCCGAAAUGGAGUGUUGGAGAAGUAGAAGACGGGAAAUUUCUGGCAGGGAGGUCAACCGGACGCACGUCCGGUUUGCUACCCUGCGCUGGGGGAAGGGGGCCGCGCGCGCAAAUCGGAGGACCGCCGCUUGCGAGGCGAUCGCCCGUUGAGCGAAGGCGACGCUGUAUAUAAAACCGCUCGCUAUACGGCGACCGUUCAGAUGGCGCGCGAAAUAAAUUACGCGACGUUCUCGCUGAUGAGAUUCUGUGGGCAAAGACGACGAUCGCUUCUAUGGAGUUGGAGAU
Messenger RNA from Dermacentor albipictus, 2821 nucleotides. RefSeq lists its product as uncharacterized. NCBI's taxonomy places the organism in Eukaryota, Metazoa, Arthropoda, Arachnida, Ixodida, Ixodidae. Gene Ontology annotation, cellular component: plasma membrane. Gene Ontology annotation, biological process: protein processing. The record is from RefSeq and is a predicted model, not a curated record. Gene Ontology annotation, molecular function: metalloendopeptidase activity.